AUGAUGAAGAGGCAGCUGCAUCGCAUGCGGCAGCUGGCCCACACUGGCAGCCUGGGACGCACCCCGGAGACUGCAGAGUUCCUGGGUGAGGACCUGCAGCAGGUAGAGCAGCGGCUGGAGCCAGCUAAGCGAGCAGCCCACAAUGUCCACAAACGGCUGCAGGCCUGUCUGCAGGGCCAGAGCGGGGCGGAAAUGGACAAGCGGGUGAAGAAGCUUCCCCUCAUGGCUCUGUCCACCACGAUGGCCGAGAGCUUCAAGGAGCUGGACCCCGAUUCCAGCAUGGGGAAGGCCUUGGAGAUGAGCUGUGUCAUUCAGAACCAGCUGGCCCGCAUCCUGGCUGAGUUUGAGAUGACCCUGGAGAGGGACGUACUGCAGCCACUCAACCGGCUGAGCGAGGAGGAGCUGCCAGCCAUCCUCAAGCACAAGAAAAGCCUGCAGAAGCUGGUGUCUGACUGGAACAUGCUCAAGAGCAGGCUGAGUCAGGCGGCUAAGAACUCUGGCAGCAGUCAGGGCCUGGGCAGCGGCCCGGGCAGCCACACCACCACAGCCAACAAGGUGGAGACGCUGAAGGAGGAGGAGGAGGAGCUGAAGAGGAAGGUGGAGCAGUGCAAGGACGAGUACUUGGCCGACCUGUACCACUUUGCUACUAAGGAGGACACCUAUGCCAACUACUUCAUCCACCUUAUGGAGAUUCAGGCCGAUUAUCAUCGCAAGUCUCUGAGCUCGCUGGACACGGCCCUGGCUGAGCUGAAGGAGAACCACAGCCAAACAGACCCCUCCCCCUCGAUGACGGCCGCCCCCUUCUCCAGGGUGUAUGGGGUGCCUCUGGGAACCCACCUCCGAGAGCUGGGCCGGGACAUCGCCCUGCCCAUCGAGGCCUGCGUCAUGAUGCUGCUCUCUGAGGGCAUGAAGGAAGAGGGCCUCUUCCGUCUGGCCGCCGGAGCAUCGGUGCUGAAGCGCCUCAAGCAGACCAUGGCCUCGGACCCCCGCAGCCUGCAGGAGUUCUGCUCUGACCCCCACGCUGUGGCAGGUGCCCUUAAGUCCUACCUGCGGGAGCUGCCGGAGCCCCUGAUGACCUUUGACCUCUAUGACGAUUGGAUGAGGGCAGCCAGCCUGAAGGAGCCGGGAGCCCGACUGGAGGCCCUCCAGGAGGUGUGCAGCCGUCUGCCCCACGAGAACCUCAGCAACCUCAGGUAUCUGAUGAAGUUCCUAGCACAGCUGGCUGAGGAGCAGGAGGUGAACAAGAUGACACCCAGCAACAUCGCCAUUGUCCUGGGGCCCAACCUACUGUGGCCCCCUGAGAAAGAAGGGGACCUGGCCCAGCUGGAUGCAGCCUCGGUCUCAUCCAUCCAGGUGGUAGGCGUGGUUGAGGCUCUGAUACAGAACACCGACACCCUCUUUCCUGGAGAUAUCAACUUCAAUGUGUCGGGCCUGUUCUCAGUGCCUGCCCCCCAGGACAAGGUCAGCGACAUGCCGGCUUCUGAGGAGCUUCCAUCGAUUCCCACACCCACCCCGGCCGCUGUCCCAGCCUUAGUGGCUACCAAGGAAAGGGCAGAGUCCGAGGCGCCCCACAGACCAACCUCCCCCAAGGUCAGUCGGACCCCCCCAGAGGCGGCCGCCCCAGCAGAGGAGAUGGCUCGGAGGACCAAGCGCCCAGCACCCGCCAGGCCCACCAUGCCGCCCCCCCAGGUCUCUGGCACCCGCAGCUCCCCUCCAGCGCCACCCCUGCCUCCUGGCUCUGGCAGCCCUGUGACCCCUCGGGCUCUGCCCCGCCGUCUGGUUGGCAGCAGCCUCCGGGCCCCCACGGUGCCACCCCCGUUGCCUCCCACUGCCCCCCAGCCUGCCCAGCGUCAGAGCCGGCGCUCACCAGCUUCCCCCAGCCCGGCCUCCCCAGGUCCGGCCUCUCUCAGCCCAGUCAGUCUGAGCUCGCCUGCACAUGUGGACCUGGGGGUGGCCACUGAGGAGGGAGAGGCCCCUGAGGCUGCAGGCAGGGCCCCUACUGCCCCAGUCAUCCCCCCUCAGGCCCGGCCCAGGAGCCUCGCCUCAGAGACCAACUGA
This is a messenger RNA of Rangifer tarandus platyrhynchus (Svalbard reindeer), 2058 nucleotides long. The record is from the annotation of a GenBank genome assembly. Lineage: Eukaryota; Metazoa; Chordata; Mammalia; Artiodactyla; Cervidae.